Molecule: messenger RNA, 2232 nt
Organism: Procambarus clarkii (red swamp crayfish)
Lineage: Eukaryota; Metazoa; Arthropoda; Malacostraca; Decapoda; Cambaridae
Product: sericin-2-like
Source: RefSeq, a predicted model, not a curated record
AUGAACAAAGAGGAAUGUUGGAAAUGGCACUCUGUGGAUGACAGGAGCGGCGGGUACUCUGUGGAUGACAGGAGCGGCGGGUACUCUGUGGAUGACAGGAGCAGCGAGUACUCUGUGGAUGACAGGAGCGGCGGGUACUCUGUGGAUGACAGGAGCGGCGGGUACUCUGUGGAUGACAGGAGCGGCGGGUACUCUGUGGAUGACAGGAGCAGCGGGUACUCUGUGGAUGACAAGUACAGCGGGUACUCUGUGGAUGACAGGAGCGGCAGGUACUCUGUGGAUGACAGGAGCGGCGGGUACUCAGUGGAUGACAGGAGCAGCGGGUACUCUGCGGAUGGCAGGAGCGGCGGGUACUCUGUGGAUGACAGGAGCAGCGGGUACUCUGCGGAUGACAGGAGCGGCGGGUACUCUGCGGAUGACAGAAGCGGCGGGUACUCUGUGGAUGACAGGAGCGGCAGGUACUCUGUGGAUGACAGGAGCGGCGGGUACUCUGCGGAUGACAGGAGCGGCGGGUACUCUGUGGAUGACAGGAGCGGCGGGUACUCUGUGGAUGACAGGAGCGGCGGGUACUCAGUGGAUGACAGGAGCGGCGGGUACUCUGCGGAUGACAGGAGCGGCGGGUACUCUGUGGAUGACAGGAGCGGCGGGUACUCUGUGGAUGACAGGAGCAGCGGGUACUCUGCGGAUGGCAGGAGCGGCGGGUACUCUGCGGAUGACAGGAGCAGCGGGUACUCUGUGGAUGACAGGAGCGGCAGGUACUCUGUGGAUGACAGGAGCGGCAGGUACUCUGUGGAUGACAGGAGCGGCGUGUACUCUGUGGAUGACAGGAGCAGCGGGUACUCUGUGGAUGACAGGAGCGGCGGGUACUCUGUGGAUGACAGGAUCAGCGGAUACUCUGUGGAUGACAGGAGCGGCGGGUACUCUGCGGAUGACAGGAGCAGCGGGUACUCUGUGGAUGACAGGAGCAGCGGGUACUCUGUGGAUGACAAGUACAGCGGGUACUCUGUGGAUGACAGGAGCGGCAGGUACUCUGUGGAUGACAGGAGCGGCGGGUACUCAGUGGAUGACAGGAGCAGCGGGUACUCUGCGGAUGGCAGGAGCGGCGGGUACUCUGCGGAUGACAGGAGCAGCGGGUACUCUGCGGAUGACAGGAGCGGCGGGUACUCUGCGGAUGACAGGAGCGGCGGGUACUCUGUGGAUGACAUGAGCGGCAGGUACUCUGUGGAUGACAGGAGCGGCGGGUACUCUGCGGAUGACAGGAGCGGCGGGUACUCUGUGGAUGACAGGAGCGGCGGGUACUCUGUGGAUGACAGGAGCGGCGGGUACUCAGUGGAUGACAGGAGCGGCGGGUACUCUGCGGAUGACAGGAGCGGCGGGUACUCUGUGGAUGACAGGAGCGGCGGGUACUCUGUGGAUGACAGGAGCGGCAGGUACUCUGUGGAUGACAGGAGCGGCGGGUACUCUGUGGAUGACUGGAGCGGCGGGUACUCUGUGGAUGACAGGAGCGGCGGGUACUCUGUGGAUGACAGGAGCGGAGGGUACUCUGUGGAUGACAGGAGCGGCGGGUACUCUGUGGAUGACAGGAGCGGCGGGUACUCUGCGGAUGACAGGAGCGGCGGGUACUCUGCGGAUGACAGGAGCGGCAGGUACUCUGCGGAUGACAGGAGCAGCGGGUACUCUGCGGAUGACAGGAGCAGCGGGUACUCUGCGGAUGACAGGAGCAGCGGGUACUCUGUGGAUGACAGGAGCAGCGGGUACUCUGCGGAUGACAGGAGCAGCGAGUACUCUGUGGAUGACAGGAGCGGCGGGUACUCUGCGGAUGACAGGAGCAGCGGGUACUCUGUGGAUGACAGGAGCAGCGAGUACUCUGUGGAUGACAGGAGCGGCGGGUACUCUGUGGAUGAUAGGAGCGGCGGGUACUCUGUGGAUGACAGGAGCGGCGUGAACUCUGUGGAUGACAGGAGCAGCGGGUACUCUGUGGAUGACAGGAGCGGCGGGUACUCUGUGGAUGACAGGAUCAGCGGGUACUCUGUGGAUGACAGGAGCGGCGGGUACUCUGCGGAUGACAGGAGCAGCGGGUACUCUGUGGAUGACAGGAGCAGCGGGUACUCUGUGGAUGACAAGUACAGCGGGUACUCUGUGGAUGGCAGGAGCGGCGGGUACUCUGGGGAUGACAAGUACAGCGGGUACUCUGCGGAUGACAAGAGUAGCUGGUACUCUGGGGAUGAUUGA